This is a messenger RNA of Actinia tenebrosa (Australian red waratah sea anemone), 4723 nucleotides long. Its product is annotated as RNA-binding protein 15-like. The record is from RefSeq and is a predicted model, not a curated record. NCBI's taxonomy places the organism in Eukaryota, Metazoa, Cnidaria, Anthozoa, Actiniaria, Actiniidae. Gene Ontology annotation, molecular function: RNA binding.
AUCACAUCAAAUUUCAAGCGGCCAUCUUGGAUUCGAAAAGUAAAACAAGUUGUUGAUUGUGAAGAUUGGUGGACAUAUGAUGGUCAUGAAGAGAUCUUCGGAUUCAGAAAUUCAUGGCAAAUCAAAACGGAGUCGUUCUAGGAUUGAUUUAGGAGAUAAUGGGCUUCGAGAGAGAAUUUCGUCGCCGGAAAGUGCGCGGGAUAGUGGCUCCCCUGUGCACCGAAGUUCGUCUCUUACACGAAAAACAGACGACAGAACGUACAAAAGGACCUCUAAUGUUAACAUGCGAAACGAAAAUAACUAUCCUUUUCAUCAGAAACGCGUCGAUCGCGAUGUGGACCCUCAUCUGCGGAUAACAAACCUUUCUAGCCAUGUUGGGGACCCACAAAUGAAGGAUGCGAUUUUUCACGAGUUGAAAAAAUUCGGUGAAGUCUCRGUGAACUUGUUUGGUCGCGGUAACGAACGUUACGCAGUUGUGUACUUUCGAACGGUAGACGACGCGAAGGAAGCCAAAAGAGUUUUAGAACGACGAGGACGUGUAUUGAUCUAUGAUCGGCCAGUGCGUAUUGACUACAGAAUUUAUCCGGAAAAGACUUCGAGUCGAAGGAGCUACAGCCCUGUGUCAAUGGGCGAAAACUUUCACUUUUCCAGACGUUCUUCCUCUCCACCACGUAGAACUACACAACGUGCUAAUAAUCCCUACUUUGAGUUUGAUCGUAACCGCGGUGAAUACGAUCGCCGUGGUAGAGGGGGAGGAGAUGCUUUUACCCCUCCACAACAGGAAUAUAUCCCUCCAGAAGAAGAUCCAAAAGCGACUCGGACGCUGUUCGUUGGCAAUCUAGAGACCAGUGUUUCGAGCCAAGAGCUUCGCCGCGCUUUUGAAAAAUUUGGAGUGGUUUUGGAUGUGGACAUCAAGCGCCCAGCUCGCGGACAAGGAAAUACAUACGCAUUCGUGAAAUUUGCUGAUCUCGACGUUGCUGCCAAAGCUAAAGUUGAAAUGCAAGCAGAAUACAUUGGACGAAAUCGCGUUAAAAUUGGAUACGGAAGGAGUCAACAAACUACUCGCUUGUGGGUUGGGGGUCUAGGCCAUUGGACCUCUAUUUCCGAGUUGGAACGGGAGUUCGACCGUUUUGGCGCAAUCAGACGUACUGAUUACCAUAAAGGUGAUGAUCAUGCUUAUAUUUUGUACGAUAGUUUAGACGCUGCAUCCGUGGCUGCACGCGAAAUGAGAGGUUUCCAGAUGGGUGAUCGUCGCCUAAGGAUUGAUUUUGCAGAUAAAGAUCAAGGUUUGAAAGGUUAUGGUCCUUUGUAUCAAGUUCGACGGGACCCUAGCCCACCUCGUGGAAGAGCUAACGAUAUUGAUCCUAUUGAUAGUGCAUACUCUUCUCACUUAUCAGAGCGUGAUUAUAGGGAUGAUCACUUGUUUUUGGACCCAAAAAGAGAGCCUUCUCCAUAUAGAAGAACAGAGAGGCGUGAUGGAGAUGAUAAUUAUAGAAAUUGGAAAGAAAAUGAUGGUUUCCAACCUCGUAACGUUGAUCGUUCAGAUGAUAAUCUUCAUUCCUCAAAGUUUGGUUCUGACAGUUGGGCUCAUGAGCGGAAUACUCAUUAUGUUGAGUCAGAGGAUUGGGAACGUCGCUCACAAGACAAGCCCCCCUAUCGCUGCCGUGGACCACAAACUCCUCCAAAUGAUUUUUACGAGAAUUCACCUGGAAAAAUAGUUAAUGAAAACAGGAAUCAUAAGCAAAGAGGUCCUUACCAAACCAAAGGAUUCAGAGACGAAGGCAUUCAAAUAAAACCUCACAAAAAGGCAAGGACACAUUCUCCAUCACCCAAUCACACUUCUAAUGCUAAACGCAUUUCACCAGAUGUCAGACGUCAUUCAGGAUCUUCUUCAGACAGCCACUUCAGUCAUUCGCGUGCAGGAAAUAUAAGUGCCCUUGAAGAUGAUGAGAAACAUAAAAGUUCUGAUGAAGCAUCUGUUAACAAAAAAGGAAAGAAAGACAAAGAUGGAAGAACUAAAGAGGAUAAAUCUUCUGUGGAUACAGCUGGGUCAGCCACUACUGAGAACCUUCAAAAUCUUGCUAAGAGAUUUGCUGUUGCGUGGAAAGGAGCUUUGAUUCUCAAGAAUAGUGCUUUUCCUGUACGUAUGCAUCUUGUUGGUGGAAACCCUGAGGUUGCGGACUCACUUCGUAAUGACGGAUCUUCAAAAAAUGCUUUAAGGAUUACUCAGCGCUUGCGUCUUGAUCAACCAAAACUGGAAGAAGUGUCUCGCCGGAUUAAUUCUGCUGGUGCUUCUGGUUAUUGCUUGCUGCUUGCUUUACCUGGAGCUCAAAAUCAAGUUGUUGAUGCGAAGGAAGGUGAAGAUUUGCAACAAAGACCUCUGCGAAAUUUGAUGAGUUACCUGAAACAGAAACAAGCUGCAGGAGUUAUCAAUCUUCCUGCAUUGCAAAGUACUAGUGGUAAUGCCAAGGAUGACGUGGGUGUUCUUCAUGCUUUUCCUCCUUGUCAGUUUUCGCAUGAUCAUCUCUUACGCAUUGCACCUCAUUUGCCGCAAGAACCAUCAAGAGAAGAUCACUUGGUUGUUGUUGUUGUGCGUGGUAGUGCUUAAUUAUCUUAUAUUCUCAUCAAAGUGUCAUAAAGAAGCCUUCAUUUUGUCUUUUUUCAAGAUUUGUCAUAUUCUGUUGUCGUGAUCAUCAAAAAGAGACUUGAUAAACUGUUGCUUUGUAUUUGUUCAAAAAUCUCUUUUUUUCCAUUUUCUACCAAUGGAAAUACRAACUGUUCUACCUUGCAUACCAUAYGGACAAGUCUUGGAAUCUCCUUGGAAAAGUCUACCUAUGAACUCUUGAUAUGUGGUAUCUUUUAACCUUGAAGUUGCUGUGAUGAACUUAUGUGUUUCAGCUUCCUAAGUAAUAUGAACUUUUUCAAAGUCUACUAAAAUAGUUAACUAACAAAUAUAUGUUUUCUUUACAGUUGGUUUCAGAAAACUUCGGCCACUCAGAUUCCAAAGUUUGUUCACAAAUUUCCAAGUUGGUGCAAACUUCAGUGUGAAAGUUGGUGACCAUGACUUGUUUAUGUCUAAURUUCAUAUAUAUUUACUGGGAUUGCAUCUUUAAAUCUAUUGUACUUUUCAAAAAAUUUAUUCCAGAAAUUUAUUUUGAAAAUUGACUUUGAACGGUAGAUUUGAUAAGUUUUGAAGCUACAGUAUUACCAGUUUGACAGAUCUUUAAUCAAUUUUACUUUAAACCUGAAGUUUGUACCAAAUAGUGAACUUGCAAACAAACUUUGGAAACAGUGGCCAAAGGUUUGCGAAAUCAACUGUAACUAUUUUCAUAUGUAUCAUAGAAUAUUGAAAAAAAUGGGGUGCUGUUUCAGUAUCUUUUAUAUAAAGACACACAAUUAAGUUAGCUCUAAAUAGUCUUUACCUCACAGAGUGAUCACAUACCAAAAAUAUUUUUUAAGAACUUUAACUAUAAGAAAUUGCUUAUAAAAAUAUGAUAUAUGAAUUUCAGAGCAAUUGAGAAAAAAAAACCCCUGAGAUUUCUCCCCAUACAUUUUCUCAUAUUUCCUGCUGGUCCUAAAGUGAUUGGAACCAGUACAAAAUGAGAGAAAAUGUAUGGGAAUUUUUGGAGCUUAAAUGACGUCCAUUAUCUUCAUUUCUUAAGCAAAGCAUGCAAUUUGAUGAGUUCACAAUAAUAUUAGGUACCUUAUUGGAGYCUUGUGCUGUUUUGAUGUUGAUCGUUGUUGCGACAACAUAAGUAAACUGAAUGGCACCCCCAUAUAUUUUUGAAUACUCUAUGAAACUUAAACUCAUCUCAUACACRUAACAUAUCUUUCAGUAGAACUGCUAGAAUAAUUUCUAAACCUAACUUGGAAAAUGUCUAAAUUAUAAACUGUAGUUCUUGAUGUUGAAGAUAAAUUUCGGGUAUUCCUUAAAACAAAUAAUUUUGUAGCCACUGAUGAAGUACAGCACAGCAAAUUCUUAUUCUAGAUUUUAGUCCAAGAUAAAGCAUUUUGGAAUUGCCAUUUUUAGUCUAGCUUUUCAUAGGAAAAAAGUUUAAAGAAGGUUGUAAUAUUGAUGAAAAUAUUAGCUCAAGACUAGCACUAACAUUCACGAACAACAAGUCAAAGAGGAUAACAUUCAAUUUAAGAAAGGCUUAGAAAAGAAGGCCAAAUAAUGAUAAUUGUAGCAUAAUUUUUGUGGAGCUAGAUUAUUUUGAUCUUUAUGGGUUCGUUAAUGGAUUAUCCAUUUCUUUGCUUGCAUAAAAGAUGAUUAAAAUACCAGGCAAAGGACAUUAGUGCAGCAGCAUUUUCACCUUGCAAAGAAACAUGAAAAAAAGAACCUGAAAUCGUACAAAUGACAUCUAAAUAUAAUCACCUAAUUGUUUUAAUUUUUGAUUUUAGAAUCCGGUUUGUAAUGAUUUUACUUGCUCGUAGCAAUAUUCAUUGAUCAAAUAGGUUGUAGAUACAUAGCUCUUUGGAGUUAUAUAUUCAUAGGUUUAUUUUAGUUUAAUAAGUGUUGGUUAGAAGUCUUUAUAUCAAGACUUAAAAUAAGUUCAUAUGGUAUAGUGAUUGUAAAAACAUGUCCAGUGACUUGCAAUGUCAGCAUCCAGCAUAUUCUGCCAUCUGAUUGAUGAGCGUAAAUGUGAACUUGUACAAUAAGACUUGCGACAUGUACUCAUUAAACUGAACGUCUGAAGUCAAAGAAAGAUGGAGAAUUGUUUGA